This is a messenger RNA of Aspergillus aculeatus ATCC 16872, 1881 nucleotides long. RefSeq names its product glucose-6-phosphate isomerase. The transcript has 3 exons. Gene Ontology annotation, cellular component: cytosol. The coding region runs from base 56 to 1717 and encodes 553 amino acids. Lineage: Eukaryota; Fungi; Ascomycota; Eurotiomycetes; Eurotiales; Aspergillaceae. The record is from RefSeq and is a predicted model, not a curated record. Gene Ontology annotation, biological process: glucose 6-phosphate metabolic process; gluconeogenesis; glycolytic process. Gene Ontology annotation, molecular function: monosaccharide binding; glucose-6-phosphate isomerase activity; carbohydrate derivative binding.
CACUUCCUCACUACUAAAUCCCAUCUCCCAUCUUCACUACUCAGCUCCCAUCACCAUGCCUAGCUUUUCUCAAGCCACCGAGCUUUCCGCCUGGAAGGAGCUCCAGGACCACCACAACACCGUGGGUCGUAACAUUGUCCUGAAGGAAUGCUUCCAGAAGGAUCCCCAGCGCUUCGAGAAGUUCAGCCGUACCUUCAACAACACCGUGGACAACACUGAAAUCCUCUUCGAUUUCUCCAAGAACUUCCUUACUGAAGAGACCCUGGCUCUCCUGGUCAAGCUGGCCAAGGAAGCCAACAUUGAGGAGCUCCGUGAUGCCAUGUUCAAGGGUGACCACAUCAACUUCACUGAGGACCGUGCUGUCUACCACGCCGCCCUGCGCAAUGUCUCCAAUGAACCCAUGCAGGUGGAUGGCAAGAGCGUUGUUGAGGACACCAAUGCUGUCCUUGAGCACAUGAAGGAGUUUUCCGAGCAGGUCCGUAGCGGUGAGUGGAAGGGUUACACUGGCAAGAAGAUCAACACCAUCAUCAACAUUGGUAUCGGUGGUUCGGAUCUUGGUCCCGUCAUGGUGACCGAGGCCCUGAAGCCCUAUGGUGCUGCCGACCUGAAGCUGCACUUCGUCUCUAACAUCGACGGAACUCACAUUGCUGAGGCCCUUAAGGAGUCCGACCCCGAGACCACCCUGUUCCUGAUUGCCUCCAAGACUUUCACCACUGCCGAGACCACCACCAACGCCAACACCGCGAAGAAGUGGUUCCUCGAGACCGCUAAGGAGGAUUCUCACAUCGCCAAGCACUUCGUUGCUCUCUCCACCAACGAGGCUGAAGUCACCAAGUUCGGUAUUGACAAGAAGAACAUGUUUGGUUUCGAAUCGUGGGUUGGUGGCCGCUACUCUGUCUGGAGUGCCAUCGGUCUGUCCGUUGCCAUUUACAUCGGUUUCGACAACUUCCACCAGUUCUUGGCUGGUGCCCACGCCAUGGACAAGCACUUCCGCGAGACUCCCCUGGAGCAGAACAUCCCCGCUAUCGGUGGUCUGUUGAGCGUGUGGUACAGUGAUUUCUUCGGUGCCCAGACCCACCUGGUUGCUCCCUUCGACCAGUACCUACACCGCUUCCCUGCCUACCUGCAGCAGCUUUCUAUGGAGAGCAACGGUAAGGCGAUCACCCGCACGGGCGAGUACGUCAAGUACACCACUGGCCCUAUCCUAUUCGGUGAGCCGGCCACCAACGCACAGCACAGCUUCUUCCAGCUGCUGCACCAGGGCACCAAGCUCAUUCCCUCGGACUUCAUCAUGGCUGCCGAGUCGCACAACCCCGUCGAGGGUGGUAAGCACCAGCGCAUGCUUGCGUCCAACUUCCUUGCGCAGUCCGAGGCUCUCAUGGUCGGUAAGACCCCUGAGGAAGUCAAGACUGAGGGUGCCCCCGAGAACCUGGUGCCUCACAAGACCUUCUUGGGCAACCGUCCCACCACCUCGAUCUUGGCCCAGAAGAUCACUCCCUCCACUCUCGGUGCUUUGAUCACCUACUACGAGCACGUUACCUUCACCGAAGGUGCCAUCUGGAACAUCAACUCGUUCGACCAGUGGGGUGUCGAGUUGGGUAAGGUUCUGGCCAAGAAGAUUCAGCAGGAGCUGGAGACUGACGGCGCCGGUGCUGGCCACGAUGCCUCGACCAGCGGCCUGCUCCUUGCUUUCAAGAAGAAGGCCAACCUGGCAUAAGGGAAUGAAUCGGAUGCUGUGGGAUGCAUAUGCUUGGAGGACAAAAACAAGUUGUACAAGACAAGUUGUACAUGUUCAUGAAGCCAUGAGUGACUUUAUAAUUUAAUAACUUUCCAUUCAAAUGAGUAUAGUAGGUGUGAGGCUACUAGGGAUAGUAUAGUGAC